This is a messenger RNA of Ixodes scapularis (black-legged tick), 537 nucleotides long. RefSeq lists its product as uncharacterized. The record is from RefSeq and is a predicted model, not a curated record. The transcript has 7 exons. The coding region runs from base 1 to 537 and encodes 178 amino acids. NCBI's taxonomy places the organism in Eukaryota, Metazoa, Arthropoda, Arachnida, Ixodida, Ixodidae.
AUGCUGGCCGCGACACUUUUUACGGUAAUCAUUGCUAGUUUUGGUGAGGUAAAGUGCGCUGAACUAGAUCCGGAUUUGUGGAAAUGUCCAGACGAAAGCUUCGACGAUCCGGGAUAUUCGUUGAACUGCACUUACGGCUGUAAAAAUGGUAACCCAGAAGACACCAACCUUUACUGGGGUCGUUACAAGGAUGGUACCGUGUGUGUGGUCCUUCAAGAUGGUGACCCUAACAAGUUCGAUCACAUUGGGACUUGCAAAAACGGAACAUGCGUUGAAUAUAAAGAAGACAACAUACAACAAGUAUGGAGCCAACUUCCUGAGACGCAAGCCCAGUUUCAUUAUUGCGACCCCAAGUCUAGCACGGAUCCCGUGGACAAAUGCCUGCAUAUUUGCAACAAAACUCAUCCAGUUGGAAAGAGUGGAUAUUUUUUCGGCAUUUAUCUGGAUCAUAAUCCCUGCAAUUUCACUGGUGAGCGUGGUGAAUGCAGAAGUGGACUGUGUGUUAAUACUACCGGGACGCAUCCCAUUGAAAACUGA